This is a messenger RNA of Clarias gariepinus (North African catfish), 4232 nucleotides long. Its product is annotated as NACHT, LRR and PYD domains-containing protein 12-like. The record is from RefSeq and is a predicted model, not a curated record. Gene Ontology annotation, molecular function: protein binding. Lineage: Eukaryota; Metazoa; Chordata; Actinopteri; Siluriformes; Clariidae. Bases 66 to 4232 code for a protein of 1388 amino acids. The transcript is spliced from 17 exons.
AAUUCUAUAGAAAAAGACGAGGAUCCCCAUCACCCAGCGGUGUCUCCAUAAAGAGUGCGAGGUCUAUGGAGCCUCCUGAGAAUUUUAGUGGUGGAGUUUCAUCACCUCUACACAGGAAGGACCCAGCUAUUAAAGAAUUUCAGAAAAAGUUCAAAUCAAAUCUGAAGAAGAAGUUUCAGUGUGUGAAUGGAGUGAUUAUAAACCUGGGAACCCAAACCCUCCUGAAUGAGAUCUACACAGAGCUCUACAUCACAGAGAGAGACAGUGGAGACGUCAACAAAGAACAUGAGGUGAGACAGAUCGAAGCAGCAUCCAGGAGAACAACAACCGAGGAAACACCAAUCCAAUGCAAUGACAUCUUUAAGCCCUUAUCUGAACAAGACAAACCCAUCAGAACUGUGCUGACAAAGGGAGUCGCUGGCAUCGGAAAAACUGUCUCUGUGCAGAAGUUCAUUCUGGACUGGGCUGAAGGGAAAACAAAUCAGGACGUCCACCUCAUAUUUCCACUUCCUUUCAGAGAGCUGAAUUUGAUGAAGGACCAGAAACUGAGUCUGAUGGAGCUCCUUCAUGUCUUUUUUAAAGAAACGAAAGAAACCGAAAUGUACAGUUUGGAAAAUGUUCUGUUUAUUUUUGAUGGAUUGGACGAGUGUCGUUUUCCUCUAGAUUUCCAGAACACAGUGAGAGUGUGUGAUGUAACUGAAUCUGUAUCAGUGCCUGUGCUGCUGAUAAACCUAAUCAAAGGGAAUCUGCUUCCCUCUGCUCUCAUCUGGAUCACCUCCCGACCAGCAGCAGCUGAUCAAAUCCCCUCUGAGUGUGUCCAUCGAGUCACAGAGGUACGAGGGUUCAAUGACCCACAGAAGGAGGAGUACUUCAGGAAGAGGAUCAGAGAUCAGAGCCUGGCCAAUAACAUCAUCACACACCUGAAGUCAUUAAGAAGCCUCUACAUCAUGUGUCACAUCCCAGUCUUCUGCUGGAUUUCAGCCGCUGUUCUAGAGAGAAUGUUGUGUGAAGCAGAGAGUGGAGAGAUCCCCAAGACUCUGACUCAAAUGUACACACACUUCCUCAUCAUUCAGAUAAACAUCAUAAGAAAGAAGUACUCAAAGAAGCAGGAGAGUGAUGAAGAAAUGCUUCUUAAACUGGGACAACUGGCUUUUGAACAGCUGAAGAAAGGGAACCUGAUCUUCUAUGAGGAAGACCUGAGAGAGUGUGGCAUUGAUGUGAUAGAAGCAGCAGUGUACUCAGGUGUGUGUACGCAGAUGUUCAGAGAGGAGUUUGGGCUUCACCAGAGUAAAGUCUACUGCUUUGUUCAUCUGAGUAUUCAGGAACACCUUGCAGCUCUGUAUGUGCACCUGAUAUUUAUGAUGGAAAAGACAAAUGUUCUUAAUGAAAGUGAGGAGGAUAUGGAAAAUGACAUUUAUCAGUGGCAAGACGAUGAAAGUGAAGAGGAUAUGGAAAUUUCAGAUGUACAUGUUCGUGCUAUAAAUCAGGCUUUAAAAAGUCAGACUGGACAUCUGGAUCUUUUCCUUCGCUUUCUUCUGGGUCUCUCACUGGAGUCCAAUCAGAAACUCUUACAGGCCUUAGUAAAACAGACAGGAAAAGCACAGAGCACAGAAGAAACAGUUCAGGACAUUAAGUGGAGGAUCAGUGAAGAUCUUCCACCAGAGAAAUCCAUCAAUCUGUUCCACUGUCUGAAUGAACUGGGUGAUGAUUCUCUAGUGAAGGAAAUCCAACGAUACCUGAAAUCUGGAAAACGAAGUGAACUCUCUUCAUCACAGUGGUCUGCUCUGGUGUUUGUGUUACUGACAUCAGCAGAGGAACUGGAAGAAUUUGACCUGAAUAAAUAUAUCGGUGAAGAUAAGAUAACAGAAGCUGUUCUUCUGAAGGUGAUGCCUGUGAUUGCAGCAUCCAGAAAAUCAAUGUUGUAUAAUUGUGGUGUCUCAGGUAAAGGCUGUGCUGCUCUAACUUCAGCUCUGAGAUCAAACCCCUCACACCUGAGAGACCUGGAUCUGUCCUAUAAUGAUGUAGGAGACUCAGGAGUGAAGUGUCUCUUUGCUGUACUGGAGAAUCCUCACUGUAAACUGGAGACACUGAGGUUGGAGUCGUGUGGUGUCUCAGAUGAAGGCUGUGCUGCUCUGACUCUGAGAUCAAACCCCUCACACCUGAGAGACCUGGAUCUGUCCUGUAAUAAUGUAGGAGACUCAGGAGUGAAGUGUCUCUCUGCUCUACUGGAGAAUCCUCUCUGUAAACUGGAGAAACUGAGGUUGUAUAAUUGUGGUGUCUCAGAUGAAGGCUGUGCUGCUCUGACUUCAGCUCUGAGAUCAAACCCCUCACACCUGAGAGAACUGGAUCUGUCCUGUAAUAAUGUAGGAGACUCAGGAGUGAAGUGUCUCUCUGAUCUACUGGAGAAUCCUCUCUGUAAACUGGAGACACUGAGGAUGAUUGGUUGUGAUGUCUCAGAUAAAGGCUGUGCUGCUCUGACUUCAGCUCUGAGAUCAAACCCCUCACACCUGAGAGACCUGGAUCUGUCCUGUAAUGAUGUAGGAGACUCAGGAGUGAAGUGUCUCUCUGCUGUACUGCAGAAUCCUCUCUGUAAACUGGAGAGACUGAAGUUGCAGUGGUGUGGUGUCUCAGAUGAAGGCUGUGUUGCUCUGACUUCAGCUCUGAGAUCAAACCCCUCACACCUGAGAGACCUGGAUCUGUCCUAUAAUAAUGUAGGAGACUCAGGAGUGAAGCGUCUCUCUGCUCUUAAGGAUGAUGAACAUUACAAACUACAGACACUGACGUUGGAGCGUUGUGGUGUCUCAGAUGAAGGCUGUGCUGCUCUGACUUCAGCUCUGAGAUUAAAACUCUCAGACCUGAGAGACCUGGAUCUGUCAGGGAAUAAACUAGAAGACUCAGACGUGAAGUGUCUCUCUGUUCUACUGGAGAAUCCUCACUGUAAACUGGAGAGACUGAAAAUCAGUUGUGGUUCAGUUGGAGUGAACGGUGUGUCGGCUCUGGUGUCACUGUUCAGCUCAGAAUCCUCAGGACUGAGAGAAGUGCAUCUGACCCUGGAAACACUCGAUCUGUCCAGGAAUAAAGUGGAAGACUCAGUAGUGAAGGAUCUCUCUGUUCUACUGGCGAAUCCUCACUUUAAAGUGGAGAAUCUGAGGUUGCAUGAUUGUGGUGUCUCAGAUGAAGGCUGUGCUGCUCUGAUUUCAUCUCUGAGCUCAAACCCCUCACACCUGAGAGACCUGGAUCUGUCGAAGAAUAAUGUAGGAGACUCAGGAAUGAAGUCUCUUUCCACUGUCCUGGAGAAUCCUCUCUGUAAACCGCAUAGUCUGUGGUUGCAUGAUUGUGGUGUCUCAGAUGAAGGCUGUGCUGCUCUGACUUCAGCUCUGAGAUCAAACCCCUCACACCUGAGAAAGCUGAAUCUGUCCUAUAAUCAUGUAGGAGACUCAGGAGUGAAGUGUCUCUCUGCUGUACUGAAGAAUCCUCUCUGUAAACUGGAGACACUGAGGUUGGAUUCGUGUGAUGUCUCAGAUGAAGGCUGUGCUGCUCUGACUUCAGCUCUGAGAUCACACCCCUCACACCUGAGAGACCUGGAUCUGUCCCAUAAUCAUGUAGGAGACUCAGGAGUGAAGUGUCUCUGUGCUGUACUGGAGAAUCCUCUCUGUAAACUGGAGACACUGAGGUUGCAGUGGUGUGGUGUCUCAGAUGAAGGCUGUGCUGCUCUGACUUCAGCUCUGAGAUUAAACCCCUCACACCUGAGAGACCUGGAUCUGUCCUAUAAUUAUGUAGGAGACUCAGGAGUGAAGCGUCUCUCUGCUCUUAAGGAUGAUGAACAUUACAAACUACAGACACUGACGUUGGAGCGUUGUGGUGUCUCAGGUGAAGGCUGUGUUGCUCUGAAUUCAGCUCUGAGAUUAAAACUCUCAGACCUGAGAGACCUGGAUCUGUCAGGGAAUAAACUAGGAGACUCAGACGUGAAGUGUCUCUCUGUUCUACUGGAGAAUCCUCACUGUAAACUGGAGAGACUGAAAUUUUGUUACAAAGACUGCAUAGUCCCCACAGAGAGAAAUCAGUCCACACUGUCUCCUGCUGUACUUCACACUGCUGAUGACACCGUCGUGGUGAGCCUGAUCUCUGACAACAACGAGUCGGCAUACCUGAAGGAGAUUAGGAAUCCGGAGAACUGGCGCCACAGGAACAACCUCCUUCUAAACGUUGCAGGAUUGUGGUGUCUCAGAUGA